Echinococcus granulosus is the source of this 1149-nucleotide messenger RNA. Its product is annotated as RNA-binding protein 42. Lineage: Eukaryota; Metazoa; Platyhelminthes; Cestoda; Cyclophyllidea; Taeniidae. The transcript has 6 exons. Gene Ontology annotation, molecular function: mRNA binding. The coding region runs from base 1 to 1149 and encodes 382 amino acids. The record is from RefSeq and is a predicted model, not a curated record.
AUGGUAGAGACUUCCGAUUCAAAGCUACGCAAAAUGGAAGAAGAAAUGACGAGGUUUGAGGCUGAAAUCGCUUCCCAGACGCCUCAAGUAUCUGUACCCGCAACCUCCUUACACUAUAGCCAACCCAUUUCUUCUUACUCCAUGCCUUACGUUCCUGGCUCUCAGUUCGCCUCUCCAGGCCUAAUGCCAGCAAAUCAAUAUAUGGCAACACCUACCACCCCUGGCAUCUAUAUGCCGCCGAACUACUCUAUUCCACCUGCCUUCAUGCCUCCUCCUGCUUCUACACAACCGGUAAUUCAAGCACAGCCAACUGUCAUUUCUGCACCUCCUCAAAUGGCUGCCCCCUCACAGCUGGCAGCCGCCGUACGGGCCAACAGAGAGGCCGAGGCAGCUGCUAAAUUAGCUGCUGCCGCCGACGCCUUUGAUGUUGACGAUGAUGUAACGCGUGCUCUUUUGGCUGCUGCUGCUGGUGUCACCUACAACCACCAAGUUGCUCCCUCUUCCUCCUUAGCUUCUACUCCUGCCUCAGCCACCGCUUCCACUGCCUCAGACACCAAGUCGGCCACAGCCACACCAGCCACCAAGGUAGUGCCUAGUGUGCCCAGCAAAACGGUUGUGGUACCACAAAGCCUUCUGCCCACACAACUCUCUUCCUCAACUACUUCACCAUCUCAACGCGGCGCCUCCCGCUUAACGCUACUGGACACCUCGGUGGCCCCGCCCAUGCGCUCCAAGGCCAGUCUCACUGAAGAACCCUACUCCUUUCAGAAGAAGGUAUACAAACGCGUCGCCGCUGGCAUGGUGUGGGAGGAUCCCACACUGUCUGACUGGGAUCCCAAUGACUUCAGGAUAUUUUGCGGCGAUCUGGGAAAUGAAGUCUCCGACGAUACGCUAAUUCGUGCCUUCUCGCGUUAUCCCUCGUUUCGCAAAGCCAAGGUGAUUGUAGACAAGAGAACCGGAAAGUCGCGUGGAUACGGCUUUGUGAGCUUCUCCGACCCCAAUGACUUCACACGUGCUAUGCGAGAGAUGAAUGGCAAGUACGUGGGUAAUCGACCGAUCAAGUUGAAGAAGAGUGACUGGAGAAAUCGGCAGCUGGAGACCUACCGGAAGAAGGAGAAGGAGAAGAAGAGAUUGGGCUUGAGACUUUAA